Erigeron canadensis is the source of this 683-nucleotide messenger RNA. Its product is annotated as succinate dehydrogenase subunit 7B, mitochondrial-like. The coding region runs from base 132 to 428 and encodes 98 amino acids. The transcript has 4 exons. The record is from RefSeq and is a predicted model, not a curated record. NCBI's taxonomy places the organism in Eukaryota, Viridiplantae, Streptophyta, Magnoliopsida, Asterales, Asteraceae.
GAAAUAGAAAGAUUACACCAUUUGUAUCACCAGCAGUAGCAGAAGCAUCAAGAUCCAUCGUCGGAUCAAAAAUUAUUUAAUCGUCUGCGACCAUCUAAUACCCAGCCAGCGUGACCUCAGAUAGAUAGAUAAUGGCUUCCUCGCUCAAACGUAACACCUUUUCUAUCUUUCCUUCUUCCCAAUCUAAGGUGGCCGAGGGUUUACCGUUGCAAUCUAGACGUCAACUUCAUGUAGAACCUGGAGCUCGCGAGAAAGCUCUUUUAGCUAAAGACCCAGCACUAGAGCGCUUCAAAUCCUAUAGGAAAAGUGCAGCAAACAUCCGAAGAUUUGGAGAUUACGCUACUAUUGCUGUUGUAGCUGGAUGUUGUUAUGAGCUCUAUGUUAGGGCUAUCACACGAGAAGAAGCUCGUAAAGCUCAGUCAAAGUAGAAGCCUCAAGAAGUUGUUGAUGGUGAUUAUUGUUCUUUUUAUGCUUGGAAAGAUUGUCAAUAAUUUAUGAGUAGGCAGUGUUGUUUUUCAAAAUAAUGUUGCAAAAAUGGGUGGGAUUUGAGAUGGCUGUCAUUGAUUUAGAAACUCAACCAUAAGCCUGGUUACCAAAGCUUGUCAUGACUUUUUUCACUUCAUGUGCAUUUGCCUUUUUAUUUUUGCAGUAAUAAAUUGAUGCACAAUGCCUUCAUAAACUAA